AUGAAUCCCUCGCCGACAUCCGAUUGCUGUCAAAGCCUGCCUCCCUUGCACCAGUACAGCAGGGCUCGCCAAGACAUCCGCACGAUCCUGGAGGCCGAGUUGCAGCUAUCCCAUCGCGUCCGUGAAUCGCUCGACAUCAUCCGCGAAACAUUCGAGCAGUUCGGCGUCGAGCAUGUGGCCCUCAGCUUCAACGGUGGCAAGGACUGCACCGUGAUGCUGCAUCUCGUCGCCGCUGUCCUCGCAGAGCAACAACACAAGCACCCUGAAUCAUGGGCGCCCAUCAAGACGCUGUAUGUCACUCAUCACUCGCCCUUUGGCGAGGUCGAUGACUUUGUCGAGUUUGUCGCGACAAGGUGA
Messenger RNA from Polychytrium aggregatum, 357 nucleotides. RefSeq lists its product as uncharacterized. The transcript is spliced from 2 exons. The record is from RefSeq and is a predicted model, not a curated record. Lineage: Eukaryota; Fungi; Chytridiomycota; Chytridiomycetes; Polychytriales. Gene Ontology annotation, molecular function: FMN adenylyltransferase activity. Gene Ontology annotation, biological process: FAD biosynthetic process. Bases 1 to 357 code for a protein of 118 amino acids.